Periconia digitata is the source of this 652-nucleotide messenger RNA. The record is from the annotation of a GenBank genome assembly. Lineage: Eukaryota; Fungi; Ascomycota; Dothideomycetes; Pleosporales; Periconiaceae.
CUCAAUGGCUGUUGUUUCAUACGGACCCGCAGUUUCAUCGCCUACUCCGGUAUUAGCAUCCAUGCAAUAUCUCCUCGCGACUACAUCAUGCUUUACCAUGGAGGUUCUACUUUGGUAUCAUCUCACUACUUCACGCAAUCCUCUACACACACCUUGCCCCAGAUACUUGUCCCUCCUUGCAUACCUCAUCGAAUCCACUAUGCUACUAUGUAGGGAGAGAGGAGACGACCCACUUGACUACACGAUGUGGGGCCGUGAAAUCUUCGAGCACAAAUUACAACGUUUACUCCACAAGGCACCCGCUGUUCAGUACACGGGGCAAAAAAAGUACCACUAUCGUCCUGCCCUUAAACCCUCGAUUCGACGAAGGGGGGAUCUAUUCCAGAACAGUGAACUCCUGUGGGUCGCUGUCACGGGCCGCAUAUUUUUGUUAAAGGUCCUCUGAACGUAAUUGUCCCACCUUGGAUUUUGCCGCUUCAUUCUGCUAGCGCAAAUACCCCGUAAGAACGCUCGAAUCGGGCCGCACGGAGAAAUCACCUACUGGCAAAAUGGGCAAACUCUAAUAUGUGACACGUUAUCCAGCCGGAUUCUCUUUGCAGACUUUACGUUGAGAGUUGCUCCAUUUUUGUACGUUAUUGUAGAAGGUGUACUG